Molecule: messenger RNA, 819 nt
Organism: Prunus armeniaca (apricot)
Lineage: Eukaryota; Viridiplantae; Streptophyta; Magnoliopsida; Rosales; Rosaceae
Source: the annotation of a GenBank genome assembly
AUGGCAGCAGGGCAAAAAAUAAAUUUGGCUAAGUCUGCAAUUGCUUUCAAUCCAAACACUCCUGUGCAAUUAAGGAAUGAGGUGAGUAGCAUUUUAGCGAUCCCAAUUGUUGAGUUUCAUGAGAAAUAUUUGGGAUUGCCAACUGUGAUUGGUAGGAAAAAGAAAGAUUGUUUUAAUGGAAUAAAAGAAAGAUUGAGAAAGAAGCUUAAUGGAUGGAAAGAGAAAUUACUUUCAAAAGCAGGAAAAGCUCUCCUUAUCAAAGCAGUGGCUCAGAGCAUUCCAAAUUAUGCUAUGGGAGUCUUUAAACUUCCUGAUGAAGGUGGAAUGGGGUUUAGAGAUCUGGAGUCUUUUAACAAAGCACUUGUGGCCAUGCAAUGUUGGAGACUUCUUACCAAUGAACAUACCAUGAUUCAUAAGGUGUUAAAAGCUCGAUACUUUCCAAAUUGUAAUUUUUUGGAAGCUGGUUGUGAGUUGCUCUUGAGUGGGUUAAGGAAGAGGAUUGGAGAUGGACAAGAAACACUAGUCUAUGGUGAUGCUUGGAUUCCUAGACCUAACUCUUUCCAUCCUAUUUCCCCUAAAGUGUUGAAUCAAGAAACUAAAGAAGAUGUUAAGGCUAUUACCUCUAUCCCUUUGAGUGUUAAUUAUCACAAAGAUAGAUGGAUUUGGCAUUAUACUACUAAUGGAAUUUAUUCUGUGAAAAGUGGAUAUAGGCUGGAGAUGUCAAAGAAAAAGAAAUGCAGUGAGGCUAUUGGAUCCUCUUCGAAACCAAGAAUACGAAGUGCUUUCUGGAGAAAAGUUUGGUCCCAAGAGGUACCAUAA